GAUGUCAGUGGAAAGACUCUACAUCCUCCUACUUCUGUACUUUAGCCGUUGUGUUGGUUUGGCUAGAUCAGUCUCAUGCUUCACUGAUGGAUGUCGACAUGGAAACGGUGGACUAAGAUGUCAGUCAUGCUACGUUGGUUGUUAUGGAACAAACUGCACCAUCCCAUGUAAUGACAACUGUUACACAGACGGGUGUAACAAAAUCACUGGGGAAAGUUUCACAUGCAAGCGAGGAUAUUAUGGACGAGACUGCAAUGUGUCCUGUCCGAGAAGAUGUUGGAGCAUCACAACGAUCUCUGCUAUCUGUGACCGUUAUACAGGUGUUUGUUCUGAAAUCUGUGAUGGAGGAUUGACUGGUCUACACUGCAAGGAUCAAGUCUGUAAUACAGAAACCGGUCAAUGUAUCUUUGGCUGUCAGGAAACUUGGACAGGAGAGUACUGCAACAGAACAUGUGAUACCUGCCUCAACACAAGAUGCAGCUGGACCGGAUAUUGUCUCUAUGGUUGCAAACAGGGUUUCUAUGGAAACAUGUGCGACAAGACUUGCCCUCGAUGUUAUACUACUGGCUGUGACAGAGGAACAGGUAUAUGUGAAUCGUGCAGUCCAGGUUAUCGAGGAAGACACUGCAACCACAACUGUUCUGAAACAUGCUACAGAGGCGGGGAUGGACACAGGCACUGUGAUCGUUACAACGGGAACUGUCUGGAGGGUUGUGAAGUAGGAUGGCACGGUCAUCGUUGUUCCACUCGGUGCAGCACCUCCUGCAACCGUCUCGUUGUUACAGUCAUGAUGGUGCCUGUGAAGAUGGUUGUAAGCCUGGUUGGCAUGGCAAACACUGCCUGA
Molecule: messenger RNA, 844 nt
Organism: Haliotis rubra (blacklip abalone)
Lineage: Eukaryota; Metazoa; Mollusca; Gastropoda; Lepetellida; Haliotidae
Product: cell death abnormality protein 1-like
Exons: 2
Coding region: 2-844 (280 amino acids)
Molecular function (GO): scavenger receptor activity
Source: RefSeq, a predicted model, not a curated record